AAAAUGCGCUUGCAACAUUUUAUUCUUAGAUUGUCGGCGGUAUCGCUUUAUCACAGAAUCGCUUUUCGGCAUCAUGUUCGCUGGUACCAUAUACGACUUUUUCACAGCUAACCCUUUACUUAUUGACAAUAAAUGAAUGGGAUAUGAGAUGUUGCUCCGGUUCUCCAGAAACCCUCCAAAUAGCUCAGGGUAAACUGUUUAUACUAUGGAAUAUAGUUCUUGAAAAAUAUUUAGCUUUAUUUGAUACGAUUUUCUUUGUGCUACGCAAGAAGCAAAAUCAGAUAUCAUUUCUUCAUGUUUACCAUCACAUUGUCACUUGUUUACUAGUUACCUGGAUUGGGGCAGCACCUGACCUAAGUGCAGUUUUUGCUGGUGAUUGCGUAUAUAAUUAUAUCCGUUGGUACCGGCUGCGAGAAGAUGACGAAUCUACAGACAUUUUAUGUUUUUUUCGUCGUCAGCAUUCUUGUUCUCUUCAUCAUUUUCUAUAGAAACUCCUUCAAAAGAAAGAAGAUUGAAUAACGCACCAAUAAACAAG
Argiope bruennichi is the source of this 535-nucleotide messenger RNA. RefSeq lists its product as uncharacterized. Gene Ontology annotation, biological process: fatty acid elongation, monounsaturated fatty acid; fatty acid elongation, polyunsaturated fatty acid; very long-chain fatty acid biosynthetic process. The transcript is spliced from 6 exons. The record is from RefSeq and is a predicted model, not a curated record. Gene Ontology annotation, cellular component: endoplasmic reticulum membrane. Bases 144 to 488 code for a protein of 114 amino acids. Gene Ontology annotation, molecular function: fatty acid elongase activity. Lineage: Eukaryota; Metazoa; Arthropoda; Arachnida; Araneae; Araneidae.